UCAAGUCAUAACAACCAUAAAGACUUUGUUCAAAGCUUCCAACUCUUCUCCUUCUUCCCUCAUCUCAUUCAACAAUUCUGCUUCACUUUCAUAUCCUUCUUUUGCUCAAAAAACUGCUAAACCAGCCCUAUUAUGUUGACCCUUCAAAGGGCUAUUAGCAAUGGCGAAAGCGACCAAAACCAAGAUGAUGAUGAACAUAUUAGGGACAUCCAUGCUUUGACCCCACCUCACCCUCCAGCUGUGAAUCUUGGCCGUUGGGAGAUUGGUAGCCAGCGAUCAUCCUUUUUGUCCACGUCUAGUGAAGUUGGUUCGAGUGAAAACUUUACUACCAUGAGUAGAGAGUUCAGUGCUCUUGUUCUUGCUGGCACUUCCGUUGAAAACAAUGAUUCUGAUUCUAUACGUACAUUAAACAAUCACAAUCACUUGACCCGGAUAGGGGAGGAGGAAGUGCCGGAGGAAACUAAUCCUUUAGCUAUAGUGCCAGAUAAUAAUCCGUUUGAUCAGGGUUUGGAUCAACAAAGAAGGGUUGGGUCAGGAGGGCCGGCGGCGGCGAGUAAUAGCAGCCACGGGGAGGUUUCUGUGCUGAGAGUGAAGAAAGAGGAGGUGGAGUCCAAAAUAUCUGCAUGGCAAAACGCAAAGGUUGCAAAGAUUAACAAUAGGUUUAAGAGAGAAGAUGCUAUAAUUAAUGGGUGGGAGAGUGAGCAUGUCCAGAAGGCCACUUCUUGGAUGAAGAGAGUUGAGAGGAAGCUAGAGGAGAAAAGAGCAAGAGCCUUAGAAAAGAUGCAAAACGAUGUGGCCAAAGCACACAGAAAAGCAGAAGACAGAAGGGCAUCAGCUGAGGCCAAGAGAGGAACCAAAGUUGCCAGGGCUCUUGAAGUAGCCAAUUUGAUGAGAGCUGUUGGGAGAGCUCCAGCCAAACGGUCCUUCUUUUGAGACCUUAUCAGUUAUCACUUUAGUACAAACUAUUUUCCUUUAGCUUCCCAUCAAGAACAUCCCACCUAAACAAAUGUACUGUGGACACAGUAAUUCUCCCCCUUUAAGAGUACCUUCGUCUUUUCUACCGUAGGGUACAUCAAAGGGCAGUCAAGAGUUGCACCAAAUCAAAUAUAUAUAUAUAUAUAUAUAUAAUAUAUAUAUUUAUAUUUAUAUAGAACUGGUGAUUUGAAAUCUUUGAGUGUUUGAAGUGUGUUGGGAUUUUUGAGGAUUUGUUGGUGAUAGUGGUGGAACCAUAUUUUUUGUCUGGUACAGUUAAAAUUAUUAAUGUCAUUGCUUGGGUGCAGUAUUAUAAGUAAAUGAUGG
Durio zibethinus is the source of this 1299-nucleotide messenger RNA. Its product is annotated as remorin 4.1-like. Lineage: Eukaryota; Viridiplantae; Streptophyta; Magnoliopsida; Malvales; Malvaceae. The record is from RefSeq and is a predicted model, not a curated record.